GAAGUUGUGGUUGUGUUACGGACAGUCGAGGCGGAGGAAUUCAGUUUGAAGAAAAAACAACCAGGAAGUUGAACGAAGGAGGAAACGUUUUCUUGAGAGAAACAUCAAACCUCUUCAAAGAGGUUUUCUACAAACUGAGUAGAACUGCGUCAGCUGGACAGGAAGUCGAUCCACCGGGCUAAAGGAUGGACUUUGAUCCGGAGCAUGGAGGAGUCGCUGCAAAGCCGGAGCCACAGGACAAGGUGCAGGCCUUGCAGAAUCAGGUAGAUGGAGUGAAAAACAUCAUGACACAGAAUGUGGACCGGAUCCUGGCUCGGGGAGAGAGACUGGACGAACUCAUGGACAAGUCAGAGGACCUGCAAGCAGGGGCUCAGCACUUCAAGCAGACGUCUCAGAAGGUGGCUCGCUCCUACUGGUGGAAAAACGUCAAGCUAAUCGUGGUCAUCGUGGUCAUCGUCCUCAUCAUCAUCCUCAUCAUCAUCCUGCUGGCCACAGGUGUUAUUCCUGUCAGUUCCCCCGUGCCUCCUUUAGUCCCUCCCACUGAAAAGCCAUAAACACACACAUAUAAUGUACAUAUAGAUAUAAUUUAAUCUUAAACAUAUUGCACAGUACAAAGCAUUCUGUAGGCUCCUGAUAAUCACUGGGCUUUCUGGUGAAACCUUUAUUACUUCCGAGGUAGUUUCUACUGGUAACUUUCUUGCUUAUUUUGGAAUUUGUGGUUAAGGAACUUUAAUGAAACACUUUUGAAACCCUUUUAAAACACAAUUCCAUCUCAUCCUUCAUCAAUAUUUGAAAUUGUGAGAAAUUAAAGAAGUGUCUGGCAGGUGUGAAGUCUUCACCUGCCAGCAGACAAACACUGUCACACAUCAUCCCACCACAUCAGCUCUGUUUGCUUUAAGGGCACAGAGGAAGUCACUUUAGUGUGUGUAGAUAUAAAUCAUGUUUUUGGAUGUCUCCAGCCUCUUACUCCAUAUCAUGUUUGACUUGGAAGUUAUCACAUGCACAUUUUAAAAAGGACAGUUUGUAUAGUUAAAAAAUGAAACAUGCAGUGUCUUAAAAAUGUCAUCAACAUUUUUUUCUUAGUUUUUGUUGCAGACAUUGGACAGAUGCACGAAAUGAAAUCUGUAACAAUUUUAGGUCACAGUUUAUUUAAUAAAAAGCUGUGAUGUGUUUUGGAUACAUAUGUUAUCAUUUAUACCAAGCACUUCCAGUUUCAGACAAUGUAGAAAAAGUAAUCAUUCCACUGAAAUCUAAAAUGUGUCUGAUACUUUGUUGAAUGUAUGCAGUCAUCACUGUUUGUCCUUUGUCCGAGGAGGGGUUUGAAUAGUACACGCUCAAUCUGAAAAUGAUACAGCUUUUGCAGUUGUGUGGUUUCUCUGCGUGCUCCCUUGAAGGUAUGAUGACAGAAAACUGUAGAUUUGUACAUUUGUCUGCCUUUUAACUGAUUUAUUUUUUUCCUUUCUGUGUUUUAACUGUAGAAAUAUUGCAGUCUAAAUGUAUGUUUAGUACACAAUAAACAAAGCACCGGGUCAGCUGUUAAAGAUCUAUCACCACACUCCAGGCUCUUCCAGCCAACCAGCUGAGAGAGCUCACUUAAAGCCCCGGUUGCGUACGUGUCACAGUCACAUCUUCCAACUAGAAACCUCCACCUCUGUCUGAUGUGACCAGUUUAGCUGUAACUUAACUCCCAUUGUUAACUGUAAAUAGUCAACAUAUUCUUAGCCUUUAAGCAGCUAGUCAAUUAAAGUUUCUGUUCGUUUAGAGGGUAUUUAUUUAAUCCUUUGUCAUUUGUAUUUUCUUAUCAAAAAUCAAUACGGAUUAAUAAUAAAAUGCUAUGUUCAAUGAC
This is a messenger RNA of Larimichthys crocea (large yellow croaker), 1846 nucleotides long. It is a transcript of the gene vamp8, whose product is annotated as vesicle-associated membrane protein 8 (endobrevin). Bases 186 to 554 code for a protein of 122 amino acids. Gene Ontology annotation, cellular component: membrane. Gene Ontology annotation, biological process: vesicle-mediated transport. The record is from RefSeq and is a predicted model, not a curated record. Lineage: Eukaryota; Metazoa; Chordata; Actinopteri; Sciaenidae. The transcript is spliced from 3 exons.